UUCUAAGGAGGCAAAAUGUGGCUAUGUGAUCAUCCUCAUGGCUUUGUACUGGUGCACAGAGUGUUUGCCGUUAGCAGUGACUGCUCUGCUGCCUGUUGUCAUGUUUCCAAUGAUGAACAUUAUGGAGGCUGGGAAGGUGAGCAUAGAGUACUUGAAGGACUCCAACAUGCUUUUUAUCGGCGGGCUGCUGGUGGCCAUUGCUGUGGAGCACUGGAACCUCCACAAACGCAUUGCCCUCAAGGUCCUGCUGCUGGUUGGAGUCCGCCCCUCACUGUUGAUGCUGGGGUUUAUGAUCGUCUCUUCGUUCCUCUCGAUGUGGAUCAGUAAUACAGCCACCACAGCCAUGAUGUUACCCAUCGCUUAUGCCGUCCUGCAGCAGCUCAGAGCCACAGAAGCACACGCGGAUGAAAUGGAGGACUGCCGAGCCGAGGACAACACAGCCUUUGAGCUGCAGGAAACACACGCCAACGGAGCUGUGACCAAGAAACAACUGGAUGUGAUUCAAGAGGAGAGAUGCAAUGAGACGGUACAACAGGCACAGCGGGAAGCAAGGAGUAAAGCGCGGGAGGCUAAGUAUGAUCUGCUGACCAAAGGCAUGAGUCUGAGUGUGUGUUACUCCGCUAGUAUCGGGGGGACAGCUACUCUCACUGGGACCACCCCAAACCUCAUCCUCCAGGGCCAGAUGAAUCAACUGUUCCCGCAAAAUGGAGGCAUUAUAAACUUUGCAAGCUGGUUCGGCUUUUCUUUCCCAAACAUGAUCCUGAUGCUCAUCUUCUCUUAUCUCUGGCUACAGUUUAUGUUCCUCGGCUUCAAUCUGAAGAAGUCCUUUGGUUGUGACGAGAAGAACGAGCGUGAUCGAGAGGCGUAUGCAGUGAUGAAGGAGGAGUACAGAAAGCUGGGGUCCAUGUCUUUUGCAGAGAUCAUGGUUUUGGUGAUUUUUGUCCUGUUGGUUUUACUGUGGUUCACCAGAGAGCCGGGCUUCAUACCGGGAUGGGCCACUGUCCUGUUUAACAAGGAGCUGACGUAUGUUUCCGAUGGAACAGUGGCUAUUUUAAUGUCGAUGCUCUUUUUCGUGGUGCCUUCCCAGCUACCAAGAUGGGGAGGAUAUGGCUUCAAUGAUGCUGUGGAGAUAACACUGUUCUAUGCACUAAUUAUGGUGGGAUGUCCCACAGGGAAGCUGGUGAAGGCUCCUCCCACACUGCUGGACUGGCAGGUGGUGCACGAGCGCAUGCCCUGGAACAUCAUCCUGCUGCUAGGAGGAGGCUUUGCUUUGGCAAAGGGCAGUGAGGAGUCUGGCUUGUCUAAAUGGCUCGGGCAGAGCUUGGCACCUCUGGAGAAGAUUCCUCCUUUUGCCAUUUCUCUGCUGCUCUGUUUGCUAGUGGCCACUUUCACCGAGUGCUCCAGUAACACAGCCACAACCACUCUGUUUCUGCCCAUCCUCGGCUCCAUGGCCUCUGCCAUUAAACUUCAUCCUCUGUACAUAAUGCUGCCCUGCACCAUCGCUGCGUCUCUGGCCUUCAUGUUACCUGUAGCCACUCCACCCAACGCCAUUGCUUUCUCCUUUGGGAACCUCAAAGUCCUUGACAUGGUAAAAGCUGGCUUCAUGCUGAACAUCAUUGGUAUUUUGUGCAUAAACUUAGGUAUCAACACCUGGGGCUACGCCAUGUUUGAUUUGGGGACGUUUCCUACAUGGGCCAAUGUUACAAUUGUUAAUAACACUACAACACCAUAAUCUUGUUCUCAGUUAGUGCUUCCUUGUUUCUCUCUCUCAUAUAUAUCAUAUAUAUAUGUAGAGAGAGAUAUACAUACAUACUACAUA
Molecule: messenger RNA, 1819 nt
Organism: Boleophthalmus pectinirostris (great blue-spotted mudskipper)
Lineage: Eukaryota; Metazoa; Chordata; Actinopteri; Gobiiformes; Gobiidae
Gene: slc13a2
Product: solute carrier family 13 member 2
Exons: 11
Coding region: 38-1732 (564 amino acids)
Biological process (GO): monoatomic anion transmembrane transport
Cellular component (GO): membrane
Molecular function (GO): transmembrane transporter activity
Source: RefSeq, a predicted model, not a curated record